CCUUCAAGUUCAAAACGGAUAAAUACCAACCUUUGCGGGAAAACUGGCGCACACAAGAUUUUGAGUAUUUUUGUGCGCACGCACCUUUGAUAAAUGAGGCUCCUGGACAGCAGCGUCUUUGUAAGCCACUGGAAGCCUAUCCAAGCAGCCUCUUACAAAUCACGACCAAUACAUUAGUGAAGGAGGGACUUGGUACUGCUUGUGUUGGUGGCUGCUUUACAGUCAGAGGGACCGGGACUUAGUCUGGUACACUUCACUUUUCCCAGGAUUUGCGUUAGUAGUAGCCUAUCUGAGCGACAACACCAUCUUCUACUACUACACAGAUAAACGACCGGUCAAAUCACCAUGAAGAAUCCUAUGUUCUGGGUUUUGCUGACAGGAAUGACCAUUCUUCUGCUUCAACAAGGUUUGCCUGUCCACAGUCAAGGGGAAUCCCAAACCGAUAGUAAAGUGAUGGACAAUAUUACCGUCAGGCAAGGCGAAAACGUCUUUCUCAGGUGCGCACAAGGGGACAUCGUCACACACACGGCCUGGCUCAACCGGUCGAGUAUACUGUACGCCGGCGAGGAUAAGUGGUCUGUGGAUCCCAGGGUGAGCCUGGUUACACUCAAUCAGGAGGAGUUCACCAUCAAGAUUGAGGACGUGGACAUGACAGAUGAAGGCCCAUACAUCUGCGCGGUGCAGACGAGCAGCAGACCGAGGACGACGUCAGUGCACAUCCUCGUCCAAGUGCCCCCCACAAUCAUCAACUUGUCGAAGGACCUCGUGGUCAACGAAGGCUCGAACGUCACUCUGAUGUGCCAAGCCAGUGGCAAACCAGAACCCUCGCUCACCUGGAAACUUCUCUCUCCCUCCGUUGACUUGGUAUCGGAGGACGAAUACCUGGACAUCCCCAGUAUCUCCAGACAGAGAGCGGGGACAUACGAAUGCACCGCCAUCAACGACAUCGCCACAGACGUCCAGACCGUUGAGAUCACAGUCAACUAUGCCCCCAGUGUGUCAGAGGGCAGAGACGUUGGCGUGACCCUUGGCCAGAGAGGGGUGCUGGAGUGUGAAGUGGAUGCGGUGCCCAAGGCGGACUUUGAGUGGUAUCGAGACGACAGAAGGAUCUUCAAUGGUUUAGAUGGCAUGGAGAUCGAGGACGCCGGGCAGCUCUCCAAGCUGACCUUCUUAAACAUCUCAGAGGCAGACUACGGCAACUACACGUGCAUCGCCAUCAACAAACUCGGCAGCUCCAACGCAAGCUUUGUCCUGUAUGAGGUUAUUGAGCCUACUAGCUCAACACUAGUGCAAGAGGGGUCAACCAAUGUGUUAUUGUUGAGUUCAUCUGUGUUAGAAAAGACAUCCUCUGAAACCUUUGCAUUACCGGCAGGACCCGGAGCAGUGCAGGAUGGGAACAGCGGCUCGAUGGGGACACACGUACACACCUACACCUGUCUACUUCUGGUCAUCCUCCUUCCGUUUCUGCUCAAGUUUUGAUGCAGUGGGCUUUCUGGCAUCCGAGGGCAAGGUUGCAUGUUUUGUGUGUUUUCUCUCACCUGGAACCACAAACGCGAUGCACAGAGUGCAUGGGCUACCCUACUACAUCAUGUCGAACCGCUAAAAAGUAUUAUGUAACAUAUACUUUUUAAAAUUCAUUUUAGUUGAGUUUUAAGGACAUAACAAGUUGCUUUUUUUUGUUUAGUUUCGCCUCCUAUUAUGAUAUGAUUCUUAAAUGUUUAUUCAUGUGGGUCUCAAAAAUAGGCCUGUCCGAUGUGGUUUGUCUGUUAUUUACAUUUAAUUUAUCUCAAUUUCCCCCGACUGACAGUCAUCUUAGCCCCGAGAGUCUUAGCCCCAAGAGUUAAGUGUAUGAGGUGAACUAAACAAACACCUCAAACACAGGCAAGGACCAGAAGGACUGAAAUCCCUCUAGGGCCUAAAAGCCUGUAAUCAUGUUUGUUUCUGCUGUAAUUAUUUUGGAUUCUGAUACAUUGACAAACCACAACCGUUUAAGAAGAAAUGGAAUUUUGACAAAUGUUCUUCUUCCUCUCAUCAUUGUAAAUUGUGAUCUUUUCAGUUGUUUGUGCUAUGCUAUUUUUUGUUUGUUUUUAACACAUAUUGAAAAGGGGUAAAUAAAAUAUAAAAGUUGUAUACAUUUGGGCAAAGACCAUGUUUGUCUUCCCUUAACUUAACUGGCACAAGUCUAUACAAGGUGGUUUGAAGAAUAAUUACUUAACUAGUUAUGAAUGGAAAGGGAGUUUAUUUCCAUUUUUGUGGACAUAUAAACUUCAACUAAUGUAAUCACUUGCAAAGUUUAUUCAUGUCUUUACAGCUGGUGUUACUGACUUGCCUAGUUAAAUAAAGGUAAAAUAUGGAUCACUCUAAGUGCAAAUCCUAACUUCCACUUCAGUCACUUAGUGAUGCAUUGAUGUCAGUGGGAGACUAAGUGAAAAUUGGACUGAAGUGGAAGUUAGGAUCCACCUCUGAAGGUUCUCAGCUGUUAAUAUCAGUAUUUUUGUAUGGUCAUUGUUUUGAGUUUGUUCCAAAAUACUGUCUCAUAACCAAUAAGUAUGAACUGUUUGGUUGUGUUGAACUGGUAUGUUUUGACUGGAAAUUCAAAUAGAUUGCUUAUAUUGUCUCCCAAUAGAGUGCAGAUACAUUAAAAUAUUAUCAUACAGUGUGGUAUACCGAGUUAAAUAAUCAGGGUGGAGUUUGGAUUGAUUUGAAAUCGGGUAUGUCUUCUAGUCGACGUCUCUGUGACACUCAGGACCUACAAUAAAACGUUUUAUAACCAUCCA
Molecule: messenger RNA, 2777 nt
Organism: Oncorhynchus tshawytscha (Chinook salmon)
Lineage: Eukaryota; Metazoa; Chordata; Actinopteri; Salmoniformes; Salmonidae
Product: opioid-binding protein/cell adhesion molecule-like
Exons: 10
Coding region: 346-1479 (377 amino acids)
Cellular component (GO): neuron projection
Source: RefSeq, a predicted model, not a curated record